Molecule: messenger RNA, 1557 nt
Organism: Schistocerca nitens (vagrant locust)
Lineage: Eukaryota; Metazoa; Arthropoda; Insecta; Orthoptera; Acrididae
Exons: 7
Coding region: 1-1557 (518 amino acids)
Cellular component (GO): membrane
Molecular function (GO): ligand-gated monoatomic ion channel activity
Source: RefSeq, a predicted model, not a curated record
AUGGAGGUACGAUUCGACCUGAUUUCCGUGCGCUUCACGGGUCGGUUGACGUGGAGGGACGAGGUGGUGCUCGGAAGCUGGGAGCGCGAUCGCGGCCUGCUGCCGCCGUCUGCAGACCUCUUCCCAGACAAAUUGUCUGACCUGCAGGGCCGCGAGUUCGUCUUCGGCACCUUCCACUACCCGCCCUAUGUCGUGCUGGACGAUAAGGACCCAACUUUCCAGGACGGCCUCGAGGCCCGAAUGAUAUUGGAGUUCCUCAAGAAGGUGAACGCGACCUGCCGCCUCACGCUGGAGACGGAAGACAAGUGGGGCCAGAUCUGGGACAACGGGUCCGGGAACGGCUUGAUGGGCGCCGUGGUGCGCGAUCUGGUGGACGCGAGCUACUCGUCGCUGGGCUACUGGUACUACGAGCAUAUCUGGCUGGACUACUCGCGCUCCUACUACCGCACCGGCAUCACGUGUCUGGCUCCCAGGCCGCGCCCCCUACCCGGCUGGCAGGUGCCGCUGCUGCCCUUCUCGGCGUACCUGUGGGCCGCCGUCGGGGUCUCCGUGCUCGUUGCCACUGCCGCCCUCUUCAUCGCCAAGACCAGCUCCACCAAGCUGCUCGGUGAGGAAAAUGACACAGUGUUGGCCGGCGGGCGAUACUCCACAGUGGAGGACUGCUUCUUCCGUUCUUUGGGCCUGCUGGUGCUGCAGACGCCGGACGUGGAGCGGCGCCACACACGUGUCGUGGGCCCCACGCGCCACGUGCUGUCCUGGCUGCUGAUCGCCUACCUGCUCGUCACCGCCAGCUACGGCAGCGGACUCUCCUCUGUGCUCACUAUUCCCAGGUACGAACCCCCAAUCAACACGGUGCGGGACCUGCGCGACAGCGGACUGAACUGGGCUGCGACGCACAUAGCGUGGCUGAAUCCUCUGAGAGGCACCGACGAGCAGGUGAUCAUAGACCUGUGCGAGCGGUUCAGAGCACUCAAGGAGGAAGACAUGAAGGCCCGCUCUUCCACCCGCGACCUGGCGCUCGGCAUAGAACGGCUGCCGGCAGGAUACUUUGCUGUUGGCGACUACAUAGAAGAAGAAGCCGCCAGCAAGUGGCUGCGGCCGAUGCAAGAGGAUAUCUACUGGGAGAUGAACAACAUUAUGGUGCGCAAGGGCUGGCCGCACCUCCAGCAUCUGGACGACCUCAUCGACCGGCUAAUCGACUCUGGUCUCAUACUGGCCUGGGAGGGUCAGGUGACGCGACGAUGGCUGGCGCCCCGCGUGCAGCUGGCAGUCCAGACGGCGUUCCGGCUGCCCUCGGCGGGGGCGGAGCCAGUCAAGCUGCGGCUGUCGCACGUGCAGGGCGAGUUCGCGCUGCUCGCCCUGGGCCUCUGCCUCUCGCUGCUCGCCCUCCUCGCCGAACUCGCCAUCCACAGGUUCCUCAGCGGCGGGGGCGCCGCUCUGCCCUUCAACGUCAACUUUCUAGCGAAACCACCUCGGAAGGAAAUGGCGUUCACGAGGGUUUAUGGGCCGCUACUGAGAAAGGCCAAACGGUCUGGUCCAGUAGCUGGAGCUCUGUGA